AGGCGCUAGGCUGAGGCUCAACGUACGCCCCGCCCUCUCAUCUGCCCACCCCCCUUGCCCAGAUCUGCGUCUAGGGAGUGACUACUAGCCCCUAGCAUCGCACCUAACCAACCCCCGUCUAACCAAGCCUCGAUCUACCUUAAUAACUGGUCCCUUAAGCUAAAAGUGUGGAAUUUCACAGGCUAGUAACAACAAGCUCGAGUACCACAUCCCGGAAUCCUUCGACUCGCAGCGUCCCGCGUUCACGUACUCGCACGCGGCGCACGGCUCCGUGUCCAUCUUCCAGCACCCGACGGGCAGCCGGCUGCCGCGCGCCGCGGCGGCGAAGCCCACCGUGCUAGGCGACCCGGAGGAGUACGCGCCCCUUUUGCGGCGUUGGGGCGCGCCCCGGCGGCUCGCCGAUUACCUGGUCUCGGACCUGCCGCAGCUGAGCCUGCACGUGGUCUCGUUCGCGGACGCGACCGUGGUCUCGCUGUCAUGGCCGCACACGCUGCUCGACGCCAUGGGGCGGCGCGCGCUCCUCGACGCGUGGAUCGCGGUCCUGGAGGGCCGCGAGGACGACGUCAAGCCCCUCGCCGGCGUGCGAGAGGACCCGCUCAAGGAUCUGGGCGCGAACCCCGAGGAGCCGUAUGUCCUGGCCCACCGCCGACUGUCCCCCCUCCAGGCCCUGGUUUUUGCUGUUUCGUAUAUUUGGACCACGCUGGUUUGGGCCCGCGGCGAGGAGACCCGUAUGGUUUGCGUGCCGGGCCCGCAUGUGCGCAGCUUGCACCGCGGCGCGAUGGAGUAUUUGGCUGCGCAGACGCAGACGCCGCCGGAUGAGGGGGGAGAGAAGGAGGGGCUGGUUAAUAAGCCGUUUGUGAGCGAGGGCGAUGUGCUGAGUAGUUGGAUCACAAGGCUGGCUAUGCUGCCGCUUAGGGGGACGGAUCAGACGGUUUCGAUUAUGAAUGCGUUUGGUAUGCGCUCGGUUCUGGCCAAGGAUCUGCUGCCCCCGACCCAUGCGUACGUGGGUAAUGCUGUGGCGGGCGUCUGGGCGUUCGUCUCGAUGCGGGAUCUGUUUUCCCGGCCCCUGGGUUACACGGCGGCGGCGGUGCGCCAGUCGAUUGCUGAGCAAGGCACACGCCAGCAAGUCGAAGCGCGAGCGGCGGUGGACCUGGCCGCGGGUAAGAGGGGGAAAGCGGCGAUGUACGGCGAUCCUAAGAUGGCGCCCGUUAUGGUGUCGAACUGGAGCAAGGCCAAGUUCUUCGAGACCGAUUUCUCGGCCGCGGUGAUACGGCCGGGACUCGACCCGGCGCGCCGCGCGAAUAAGGUCGGUAGACCGUCGUAUAUCCAGCCUAACGGCCUGGCGGACGGUAUCCCGACGAGGAACUCGUUCCCGAUUGUGGGCAAGGAUGCUGCUGGGAACUAUUGGCUAUCCGGGACGUUGAAGAAGGGCCUCUGGAGGAGGGUCCAGGAGGAGAUGGACACGGAGUAUACGUAUCUGGCUCACCAUUUUGUGGCUUCGCAGUACGAGUUUGUGGAUGCUAAAGGGGAGUGAUGGGUGGACGUUCUUCGCAUGGACUGGGGAUUUGAAUUUUCCUCUUUUGGGUAGGGGCAUGUUCUGAUUCGAUACCACUUUUUAUGUCCAUAUAUCGUGUGACAAAGAUGUUCCGCGACGGAAAUAAUGGUGUUUCUUCUAGGAAGCAAUAUACAAAUAACCCAACGAAUAGGAUAUCAACAAAUUCGAUUGUGCGUUUCUAAGUGUACAGAAAUUCGGUAUAAGGCCGUUAUCGUAAAUGAAAUUUGCUCUGCAUCGUGCUUUGGCAUGAAGAUGUAUCAAGCGGCACUGUUUCCAACUGCGUGAGCUGAUGUAACUAAAGACGUCGUCCCUAAACAAGAUAGUAC
Annulohypoxylon truncatum is the source of this 1881-nucleotide messenger RNA. RefSeq lists its product as uncharacterized. The record is from RefSeq and is a predicted model, not a curated record. The coding region runs from base 503 to 1534 and encodes 343 amino acids. Lineage: Eukaryota; Fungi; Ascomycota; Sordariomycetes; Xylariales; Hypoxylaceae. The transcript has a single exon.